AUGUUGAUGUGGACUCAUUGCACCGACAUCUUCUCAGAGCACCAGCAGACGGUGGAGUCUUUGGCGAAGAAGCAGGUUUCUCAGAGGAAGCUGGCCGUCCGCUACUUCAGCCUCAUGGUGGAUCUGCAGAAAGAGCAGCGUCCUCAGAACAAACGCCAGAUGUCAUCGAGCAGAACAGAAUGGCUGCUGCAUGCGAGUCUCUACAGCUUCUUCUGCCUGCUCUGCUGGGUGACGCUGGGCAGGAGGCCGCUGAGGGAGAUCCAGGAGGAGCUGGGUCGACUCUUCUACUCCGACGCCUUCAACAGGGCGAUGAGGAACCGGACCGACGAGGCCUCCGAUGAUAAUGGGUCAGCUGCCGACCCCGAGGAGGCGACGAGGACGAGAGCGUUCAGGCAGAGAACAUCUCCUCGACCUUCGUCCCUCAGCAGCGUUUUAAACCAGAGGUCUCCUCUGAUGGUUUCCCUGCUGCCUUCGCCUAAAGAACGUUCUCCUCAUCUGUUCUCUGGCAGAUGCAGCCCAUCACAGGUCCAACAUGAUGAGGCCCUGAUGGAACAGCUGGACCUGCAGCUGGAUCAGCAGCUGGAUGCUGGCAGCUUUGGGAUUCUGGGUAAACCGUUGGAUGAGUUGAAUCGCAGCUCUCUGUUGGACCAGAACAACCUCAGAGGUGAUGAUGAUGAGGAUGAUGAAGGAGACACCGAUGAUAAAAACGACGCUGCAGAUCCUCCUGGAGUCCAGGUUCAAGGUAAUGACGGAUCCUUCAGAGGAUCCAGUGGAAGAGUUUCAACAGAUUCAGAAGCUUCAGUCGAACAAACGCAUCGAACUCUGCAGCUUCUCUGAAUCCGCUGCAGGUAAUUCACUGAUUUAUUUUAAUUUUUAUUAUAGUUUUAGUUAUUUAGACAGAGUUCAGUGGUUUAAGCAGCAUUAAAACACUGAAAACAUCCAUGUAGCAGCUGCUUUCAGUCACUAUUAAUAAUAUUAUGAAGGUUUGAACCAUAAAAUUAAAUUAUUUAGGUUUAUUUUUGUAGUUAAUAACACUAGAGCAACGUUUUUACAUUACUCAGGUUGGUCUUUUUGAAGAAUUUUUGUACCAAAUAUGUAAAUUUCUCAGGUAAAUAAAUGCUGUCUGGUCUUAAACUCAGUAUUUAUAUGAACUGAGUUAAUCUCCAUGAUUAUAAAUAUUAAAUCAGGUUAUUCUCUAUAAAUAUGAGUAUUUCUCAUGUUAACGUUAUGAAUUAUGUGUUAAUGUUCCUCUGAUUAUAAAUGUUUGACCAGCUGGUGGCGCUGUUGAAUCAAACCUCAUUAAAUCCAGAACUGCUCUCUCUCUAUACAAUCACAUUUAAUGAAGUUUAUUUAUAAUUCACGCUGAUUAUUGUGUGUUUGGGAAAUAAAACUAUGAAUUUCUCGUUGA
This is a messenger RNA of Acanthochromis polyacanthus (spiny chromis), 1408 nucleotides long. RefSeq names its product protein phosphatase 1 regulatory subunit 36. Gene Ontology annotation, molecular function: phosphatase binding. The transcript has 6 exons. Gene Ontology annotation, biological process: negative regulation of phosphatase activity. NCBI's taxonomy places the organism in Eukaryota, Metazoa, Chordata, Actinopteri, Pomacentridae. The record is from RefSeq and is a predicted model, not a curated record. Bases 1 to 837 code for a protein of 278 amino acids.